Polyodon spathula (Mississippi paddlefish) is the source of this 4123-nucleotide messenger RNA. RefSeq names its product AFG3-like protein 2. The transcript is spliced from 17 exons. The record is from RefSeq and is a predicted model, not a curated record. Lineage: Eukaryota; Metazoa; Chordata; Actinopteri; Acipenseriformes; Polyodontidae. Gene Ontology annotation, molecular function: metalloendopeptidase activity; ATP binding; zinc ion binding. Gene Ontology annotation, biological process: mitochondrial protein processing; protein-containing complex assembly. Bases 154 to 2553 code for a protein of 799 amino acids. Gene Ontology annotation, cellular component: membrane; m-AAA complex.
GAUAAUAGUUGGAAGGACGUGCCGUGAUGACGUAAGGUGACACUCAGAAUGUGUACAUGCAGAGCUGCUUUAAACACGUAACAAAUUCAUUUUUAAAUAAGUGCGUGUUUUUGUUUAUAAUUAAAUUAUAUGUGAAUACGAUCAAAUCCCGGGAUGGCGCACCGUUACCUUCUGCUGUCAAGGGGCUGUAGGCGUCUAUUUAAGAGCUUGUUGUCGCCCAAUAACAGAGCUAGUUCCAUAAUGCUGCUGUCUGAACAAGGAAACGGAAGUACUUUGCUGGCCAAUGUGGUUGGAAGUUAUAGAAGGCUCUGCUCACGGCCACCCAAAGGAUUUGAGAAGUAUUUUCCUAACAGCAAAAAUGGCAAAAAAGCCACUGAGUCAACAGGAGCCAAUCUUGAAGCUAAAGAGGUCAAGCCUGCAAAUGACCAGCGUUCCUCUGGUAGUAGUGGGGGAGGUGGUGAAGCAGGAGGAGGCGGGGGAGGCAAGAGAGGAGGCAGGAAGGAUGAAUCCACAUGGUGGGCCAGGUUCCAGAAAGGAGACAUUCCUUGGGAUGACAAGGAAUUUCGUCUGUACUUCAUGGGCUGUGCAGCAUUCUGGGCUGUAGUCACGUACUACUUCUUCUUCUGGAACUCGGGGAGAGAAGUUACAUGGAAGGACUUUGUGAAUAAUUAUCUCUCCAAGGGAUUUGUAGACCGAUUAGAAGUGGUAAACAAGCGAUAUGUGAGAGUGAUAUUUACACCUGGAAAAUUGCCUGUCGAUGGGCAAUAUGUCUGGUUCAACAUUGGCAGUGUGGACACUUUUGAACGGAACCUGGAAACUGCACAACUGGAGCUGGGAAUUGAGAGGGAGAAUAAACUACCUGUAGUCUACGCUACUGAGAGCGAUGGCUCCUUCCUGUUCAGCAUGUUGCCUACAGUGCUUAUCAUUGGCUUCCUCCUGUACACGCUGCGGAGGGGUCCCACUGGGGGUGGGCGGUCCGGCCGGGGGAUGGGAGGUCUUUUCAGUGUGGGGGAGACGACAGCCAAAGUCUUGAGGGAUCAGAUUGACAUCAAGUUCAAGGACGUGGCCGGGUGUGAGGAGGCGAAGAUGGAGAUCAUGGAGUUUGUUAAUUUCCUUAAGAACCCUAAACAGUACCAAGACCUAGGGGCGAAAAUCCCUAAGGGUGCUAUUCUGACUGGGCCUCCAGGCACUGGGAAGACCCUUUUGGCUAAAGCUACUGCAGGAGAAGCUAACGUCCCCUUUAUCACAGUCAACGGCUCCGAGUUCUUGGAGAUGUUUGUUGGAGUUGGUCCAGCUCGGGUGCGAGAUUUAUUUGUAAUGGCCCGUAAGAAUGCUCCCUGCAUCCUCUUCAUUGAUGAAAUUGAUGCAGUGGGAAGGAAAAGAGGCAGAGGGAACUUCGGGGGACAGAGCGAACAGGAGAACACCCUGAACCAGCUGCUGGUGGAAAUGGAUGGAUUUAACACAGCAACAAAUGUAGUGGUCCUGGCUGGCACCAACAGACCGGACAUCUUAGACCCUGCCCUAAUGAGACCUGGCCGAUUUGACAGACAGAUCUACAUCGGACAUCCUGAUAUAAAAGGGAGAGCAUCUAUUUUCAAAGUCCAUCUACGGCCAAUAAAACUGGAGGGCGGCCUCGACAAGGAGAGUUUAGCAAGGAAAAUGGCUGCAUUAACCCCAGGAUUUUCAGGUGCAGACAUUGCUAACUUGUGCAAUGAAGCCGCGUUAAUCGCUGCAAGACAUCUCUCUGAUGCAGUCAACCAAAAGCACUUUGAGCAGGCUAUUGAAAGAGUAAUAGGAGGUCUGGAAAAAAAGACUCAGGUCCUUCAGCCAACAGAGAAGAAAACAGUGGCCUACCAUGAGGCUGGGCAUGCAGUAGCAGGCUGGUUCUUGGAGCACGCGGAUCCCUUAUUAAAGGUUUCCAUAAUCCCUCGUGGGAAGGGGCUGGGCUAUGCCCAGUAUCUGCCAAAAGAACAGUACCUGUACACCAAAGAGCAGCUACUUGACAGGAUGUGCAUGACUCUGGGAGGAAGGGUGUCGGAAGAGAUCUUUUUUGGCCAAAUUACUACCGGAGCUCAGGAUGACUUGAAGAAGGUCACACAGAGUGCAUAUGCUCAGAUUGUGCAGUUUGGGAUGAAUGAAAAGGUGGGUCAGGUGUCCUUUGAUCUUCCUCGAAAAGGAGAAAUGGUAUUGGAGAAACCCUACAGUGAGGCCACUGCCAGACUAAUUGAUGAUGAAGUGCGCAUCCUUAUAAACACUGCCUAUAAGCGCACGCAGAAGCUCUUGACAGAAAAAAAAGCUGAAGUUGAAAAGGUUGCACUAAGACUUUUGGAAAAAGAGGUGAUUGAUAAGAACGAUAUGGUUGAAUUAUUAGGAGGUAGGCCCUUCGCUGAAAAAUCAACUUACGAAGAAUUUGUGGAAGGUACAGGCGGCCUUGAUGAGGAUACAACACUCCCAGAGGGCCUUAAAGACUGGAACAAAGACAGUGAAAAAGAAAAGGAAGAGAGUACAGAUGAGCAGGUUGCAAGACACUUCACCGGGGGAAUGCCAUUCUGAAUGGCAGUCAUUGUACAGAAUCUCUGACACUCGCUGCAGUGCUUUUAAAACCUGCUUUAAUGCAGCCUUGGGUUCAAGUAACCCACAAGCCAAACAUUCAUGCAUGUAGUUGGCUGUCAGCUUUGUACAACUGCUUAUGCCAGCAGUUGUUCUUUUUAGAGAUCACAGCUGCUAAGAACCUUGCCAUACUGCGAAUGGAUCCUAUAUGUGUCAUCCACCUGUUUUGUUUUUAUAACAAAGUGAGAGUGUUGUAGUAAUAUAUUUUUUUAAUAAGUUGUAGCAUACAUUUGCAAUGUACUGAUGGAGUGAUUCUGCAGCUCUCUUUAAAUAUAGACAUUUAAGAUAUUACAGUGUUGAAUAUAUUUAUGUUCAUUGUGUAAAUACUGUUUCUUUGAAUACUUGAGACUAAAUAAUGGAGACAAAAUCCUUCUUUGCUGCGUUACUGGUGAAAUAUAUAAUCCUAGACGGGUCUUCUUGGCUAACAGACCAAAGUAUGCAUUAUGCAGUGCACAUUUUUUCUUUUUUUUUUUUUUUUUUUUUUUUUUUUUUUUGUAAUUAGGAGAACUUUUUUUUUUGGUUAAAGUAUGUUUGAAACAUUAAAACAUGUAAAUAAACUAUACCUCGAGUUUAAGUACUCAAGCCAGGGUAAGUCAAUUCAAGCCACCAGAUAAAGUCUGGCUGGAAUUUUGUAUUUAAUGCUGUGGAAUUGCUCUUCAUCCAAAAGAAUGGAGCUAAUGUGAAAUGAUAUAUUAAACAGUAAAUCUCAUACAUUUAAAUUUUUCCCUAACACCACUUCAGCACUGCAAUAAUAAAAGUAAAAACGUUAUUCUUUAUAGUAAAUUAUAAUCUCUACAUUCAUGCAAUUGUGUAGUAAUCCCAAUAAAGUUCAAACACUUUUAACCAUAACUACUUUCCCAAAAGGCAUCAACCAUUGUUACAAGAAGUUAUAACAGUUACUGUAAAUGUGUAGCAUGGUUGUGAACUACUUUGUUACGGUACUGUUUGUAGGUGUAGAUCAUAGUGACCUGCUUUGUGUUUGUCCUUGGUGGAGAAUAUAUGUUGCUUACACACAGUUGUAGUCAAAAGUUUACAUAUGAAAUGUAUAAUUUCUAGAAAUUUCUCAAACAAAAAAUUUUAGUGUUGCUUUUGUGUAAAACUUAACAAAUGCUAAUACAAAAGUAUUCCUACCCUUUGAUGCUACAAUACUAUUGUCUACAAGGUGCUAAAAAUGUCAAUAUGAUAUUGCAGCACAUAAUUUUGAAAAAGUCUAGAAAAUGCUGGCUUGUAGGUGAACAUUCUUGGAGAGUAUAAAAAGGUUAGGCAUAGGAUGAUUGCUGUCAUUACCAAUGUGGGGAAAAAGUAAAGAGCUAUCUGAAGAGCAGAAAAUGUAUUGUCAAAAAGCUGGAGAACAGUACAAGAAGAUUUCCAAGCAUUUGAGUAUCCCAAUUUCAGCAAUUGUUUCUAUUAUCAAGAAUUACAAGACUUGUGGUACUGUCCCAACGCUCCCUCGGUCUAGAAGAAAGAAGGUUCUUUCACCAAGAACAAGUAGGGAAAUUGUGAGGAAGAUUAA